GUCACAGCUCGUCUGUUGACUCUCUGCAGAAGCUAAUUGCCUGUGUAUAAACUGCGUUAAAGUGGCCUGUUUUUUAUUUAUUAACCACGGAGCUAGAGCGCUUACUUCGGGACCGUUAAGUUGUUUUGUUGUUAGAGUCCAACAGAUUCAUAGGAAGUUAGGAUGUCCAGUGAUCUUGCUGGCGUGUGGGAGGUGGCACUGAGUGAUGGGGUCCACAGGAUAGAGUUUGAACAUGGCACGACCACUGGAAAGAGGGUCAUCUACGUUGAUGGAAAGGAGAUACUUAGACGGGACUGGAUGUUUAAACUCGUGGGGAAGGAGACAUUCAAUGUGGGCAAGUCAGACACCAAAGCAACCAUCAAUAUCGAUGCAGUCAGUGGUUUUGCUUACGAGUACACCCUGGAGAUUAACGGGAAGAGCUUGAAGAAGUACAUGGAGAACAGAUCAAAGGUCACCAGCACCUGGGUACUCAACUUGGACGGUACUGACUGCAGGGUGGUCCUGGAGAAAGACACUAUGGAUGUUUGGUGUAAUGGACAAAAGAUUGAAACUGCAGGGGAGUUCGUGGAUGAUGGAACAGAGACACAUUUCACACUUGGAGACCACAACUGCUGUGUUAAGGCUGUGAGCAGCGGGAAGAGACGAGAUGGGAUCAUUCACACGUUGCUUGUGGACGGCACAGAAAUAGCUGAAUGCACAGAGUGACUGUGUACGUGUGUUUACAUUUGUAUGGAAGCAGGAGGUCUGGUAUGUAUGUGUGAAUCUUAGUGUCUGUAAAACUGAGGGAGGGUGUGGACUUGAGGAAUGUCAUUUAAAGCUGUCGCAGUGAGGGACCAACUGACAUAGAUGUUCGCUCCUAUCCUUUGAAGGCCAUUCUGUGGAGGGUAUAUAUGCCAUAUUGGUAAAGGCUGCAGGCUGUAACUAAUACUGUGACAGUUAUAGAGAGGACCUACUGUCUGAGCAGUUGCAGAAGAGAAGUUGCAGCCAUAUUUUCAUCACAAAAAGGGAUUGACUGUCUCAAAAUGAAACCUCACUGAAGAACUUUUUUGAGUUGUAAAUUGAAACUUUAUAUUGAUAUAAAUACUAUAAACUUCAGUUAUAUUAUCAAUAGUGGAGGCCAGAUGUGCCAUACUUGUCUCAUUCAACCUGGCUCAGUUUGCUCUCCGGUGUUUAAUAUGAACAGCAGGUCCUCUGUUGCACAUGCACUGCACCUGUUAUCAUUUUAGAGUACAGGUGCAUGUACUUGACAAUUUAAGUGACCCGAGUAAUCCCCAGACUCAACCUGUUCUCUCUGCGCUUCAUGCUCGCUUUCUUCUUUUUUUCUUUUUAAUAUUGCACAGUAGGAGAUUUAAAUACCAGGGUACAAGAUUAUUCCUUGAACGUAGCGUCAUUCCAGUGAGCAGUGCCCUGAAGUGGUUUUUGUUUAGUCCAAUGUUGAUGUAUUAAAUUGUCUUUGUUUGAUUAGUCCAGCUACGUGAUUUUACAGUAAUAUGUAAUUAGUUUUAAGCAGACUGCUGCAGGUGUGUCAAAACAUCCUGGGGUUCAUUGUCUGCACUGUCUUAUUGGCUGUAACAGUUUCACAGACAAUCGUUCAGAUGUCAUAUUAUUACUGGUAGAGACAUCACUUGCUGAUGCUUUGGGGUCUCCCUGUUGUCCUUAGAGAUGUAUGAAAUUCUGUCGUGCUGUCAAUAUAUGUAAUUAGUUUUUUUUUUUUUUUUGU
Seriola dumerili (greater amberjack) is the source of this 1720-nucleotide messenger RNA. It is a transcript of the gene faima, whose product is annotated as fas apoptotic inhibitory molecule 1-like. The coding region runs from base 163 to 705 and encodes 180 amino acids. Lineage: Eukaryota; Metazoa; Chordata; Actinopteri; Carangiformes; Carangidae. The transcript is spliced from 5 exons. The record is from RefSeq and is a predicted model, not a curated record. Gene Ontology annotation, biological process: canonical NF-kappaB signal transduction; positive regulation of neurogenesis; negative regulation of extrinsic apoptotic signaling pathway via death domain receptors.